Molecule: messenger RNA, 6335 nt
Organism: Podarcis muralis (Common wall lizard)
Lineage: Eukaryota; Metazoa; Chordata; Lepidosauria; Squamata; Lacertidae
Gene: STK10
Product: serine/threonine kinase 10
Biological process (GO): protein phosphorylation
Molecular function (GO): ATP binding; protein serine/threonine kinase activity
Source: RefSeq, a predicted model, not a curated record
GGCGCUGCGAGGCCACUCCACGCGCUCGCCUUGAGCGCUCUCUUCCGGGGUGGUCGCUGCGGAGCGCCGGCUCCUGCGCUCUCCGGCGAGGGGGCGCGCCACGCGUGGCCGCGGAAGCGCAGAGAGAGGCAGCCGAGCAGGCUGAGCCGAUCCUUUCGCUUUCCCAGCCGAGGCAACGGUGCGUCUGCCGGGCAGGAGUUGUUCUUGCGCGCUGCUCUCCAGAGCGGCUCUGGGUUCGAGAGCUGCCGCCCAACCAGCCGGUGCCUGCUGCCGCUCGCCUCUCGCGGACUAGCCGACCGCAGCGCCUGCUGGCUCGCCGGACCCGUUUCCCUUCUGCCCUCUCGGUUUAUGGUCGGACCAUCGAGGGCCAGCCCGGGGCAGUGCCAUGGCGUUCGCCAAUUUCCGCCGCAUCCUGCGCCUCUCUGCUUUCGAGAAGCGCCGAUCCAAGGAGUAUGAGCACGUUUGCCGGGACCUGGAUCCCAACGAGGUGUGGGAGAUCGUCGGAGAGCUGGGCGACGGCGCCUUCGGCAAAGUGUACAAGGCCAAAAACAGAGAGACAGGUGCCUUAGCUGCUGCCAAAGUCAUUGAGACCAAGAGUGAAGAUGAGCUGGAGGACUACACGGUGGAGAUUGAGAUCCUGGCAACUUGUGACCACCCUUACAUUGUAAAGCUGCUAGGAGCCUUUUAUCAUGACAGCAAACUAUGGAUCAUGAUCGAGUUUUGCCCUGGUGGAGCAGUGGAUGCUACCAUGCUGGAACUGGAUCGAGGCUUGACCGAACCCCAGAUCCAAGUGAUCUGCCGCCAGAUGCUAGAAGCCCUAGACUACCUCCACAGCAAGAAGAUAAUCCAUCGGGACCUGAAGGCAGGCAACGUGCUGCUGACCCUGGAUGGAGACAUCAAGCUUGCGGAUUUUGGAGUAUCUGCCAAAAACAUGAAGACUUUGCAAAGACGGGAUUCCUUCAUUGGGACACCGUACUGGAUGGCUCCUGAAGUGGUGAUGUGCGAGACCAUGAAAGACACCCCCUACGACUACAAAGCUGACAUCUGGUCCUUGGGCAUAACUCUGAUAGAAAUGGCCCAGAUAGAGCCUCCUCAUCAUGAACUCAAUCCCAUGAGGGUCCUGCUGAAAAUAGCCAAAUCUGAUCCUCCCACUCUUAACUAUCCCUCAAAGUGGUCUCCAGAAUUUAAUGACUUCCUGAAGACUGCGCUUGAUAAGAACCCCGAGACACGUCCGACUGCGGCACAAUUGCUGGAGCAUCCUUUUGUCAGCAAGGUCACUACUAACAGAGCCCUACGUGAGCUUGUGGCUGAGGCAAAGGCUGAAGUGAUGGAGGAAAUUGAAGACAAUAGAGAGGAAGGAGAAGAGGAUGACUCACCAGAAUGUGCAUCUCCCCUUGAUGCUAAUAAGAGGGACUCUUCUGUGCCAGGCCAGCUAAGUUUGCAAAAAGAGAAGUCUCCAGAAAACGGCUUGUCACUUGUGGCCAAUGGACCCAUGUUGCCUCUACAGCAAGUCACUGAAACCAUAAAUGGGAAGGGCAGCAAGGUUUCAAAGGAAGUGGCUAGCAACGAAAAGCCAGGCAAAAACAACAGCAGUACAAACUUGUCUGGAAUUGCGGAUUACACAGAUGAAGCCAGUGCCAAAGAAAAGCCAGACACCAGCCCCCAGUUGCUGCAACUCAACAAGAACGUUGAGCCAGCCGAGAGCAGCAGUCUUGUCUACCAAAAUAAGGACACUGAACCAGUAAGCAAAGAUGAUUCCAAUGUGGGAAGCCGGCCAGAGAGCAGCCUCCUUGAGACGCCGGUUGAAGAAAAGCUCCCCAAUGGGAGUUUGAGUUCUUCCUCUCAGUUUGAGGAUGGCAGCUCCAAGCAGGACUCUGAUUCAGGUAGCACCUCUGCCUCAGAGAGCAUGGACCUCAGUAUCUCCUUGUCUACCGACCUGUCCCUGAACAGAGGCAGCGGGUCCCUCUCUCUUAAGGAUGCAAAAAUGCAGAAGAUGACACUGAAACGGACCAGGAGAUUUGUUGUGGAUGGAGUAGAAGUGAGCGUCACUACCUCAAAAAUCAUCAGUGAGGAUGAGAAGAAAGAUGAAGAGAUGAGAUUCCUCAGGCGCCAGGAGUUGCGGGAGCUGCGUCUGCUUCAGAAAGAGGAGCACCGGAACCAGACCCAGCUGACCAGCAAGCAUCACCUGCAGUUGGAGCAAAUGCUGAAGCGCUUUGAGCAGGAAAUGCAUACAAAGAAGAAAUUCUAUGACACCGAACUGGAAAAUCUGGAACGUCAGCAGAAGCAGCAAAUUGAAAAGAUGGAGCAGGAACACACGCUGCGCCGCCGUGAAGAGUCCAAGCGUAUCCGCGCUGAGCAGGAACAAGAUCUUGUUAAAUUUCAGGAGCAGCUGAAGAAAAGGAAGAAGGAGCUCAAGAGUGACAUUGAGAAGCUCCCCCGACAACAGCGCAAGGGGACCAUGAAAACAAAGAUGGAGGAGUUUGCACAGAGAAAGCAAGUCAUGGAGCAAGAGUUUGAAGCCAAACAGGCUGAGGAGCUGGAACAGGCCAUGAAGAAUAUCACCACCCAAAAUCGGAAGGAGAUCUGUGACAAGGAGAGAGAGUGCCUCAACAAAAAACAACAGCUUAUGAGAGAUCGGGAAGCUACCAUCUGGGAUCUGGAAGAGCACCACCUACAGGAGAAACACCAGCUUAUUAAGCAACAGCUGAAAGACCAGUAUUUCCUCCAGAGGCAUGAACUGCUCCGGAAACACGAGAAGGAGCGUGAGCAAAUGCAACGGUAUAACCAGCGAAUGAUGGAGCAGCUGAAAAUUCGGCAGCAGCAAGAGAAAGGCCGUCUCCCCAAAAUUCAGAGGAGCGAAGGGAAGACCCGUAUGGCCAUGUAUAAGAAGAGCCUCCAUAUCAGCUCCAGUGGAAGCGCCUCAGAACAGAGGGAGAAGAUAAAACAGUUUGCACAGCAGGAGGAAAAAAGGCAGAAAGCUGAGCGACUGCAGCAGCAGCAGAAACAUGAGAUGCAGACGAAGGAUAUGAGUGCCCAGUGUGAGAGCAACAUGAAUGAACUCCAACAGUUACAGAAUGAGAAGUGCCAUCUCUUGGUUGAACAUGAGACCCAGAAACUGAAAGCUCUGGAUGAAAACCACAAUCAGAACUUGAAGGACUGGCGGGAUAAGCUGAGGCCACGAAAAAAGGCUUUGGAAGAUGAACUGAAUCAGAAGAAGCGAGAGCAAGAAAUGUUCUUCAAACUCAGUGAUGAGACCGAUGGUCAGCCUUCAAGGUCGCCAAACAAGCCUGCCAAAUUUGUCCCAUUCAGUUCUGCAGAGGCUUCAUAACUCUUGGAUUAGUGGACAGAAAGGCAAUCCCUGCCUUUGUCCACAGAGAAGUUGGCCCAAAGGACUGUCAGGGCUCCCUUUUCUCCUGCGCCAGCUCUGAUUUCCUCUUUUGUCUGAGACAACCAAUGUGGCCUGAGGUCUGUUCCCCUAGAGAUGAGACAGCUUCCCAUUCAUGUGGCCCUGGCUGGUGCUGACCAGUUGAACUUGGAGAGUUGUGGAUGAGCUUCAGAGAGUAGAGCUAAUGGGAUUGUGUGCAGAGUUCACACUGCUUGCUGAUCCCAUUGCCCAGCCCUUGGGCAGUUUUCUCUCUUAACCAUUUGUUGAAGGGAUGAAUGUUGGUGACCUAAAAGAUUGUUGAUGGCUGUUAAGUGCUGCUGAUAAACUUGCCUGUUUCAUUUUCUAACUAGUUCUCCUGUUAGGCCCAACUCCUGUUAGGCUAUGUCUGUCAGUGGAUCUCACUUAGCCUUUUAGUCUUAAUGGUCGAACCAUUUACUGCCUUGAAGCACUGGGAGUUCAACUUCACAGCUUACAAAAGACAACAAGGAAUUGUUAGCUUUUAUUGUGGCCUCCAUCUUUGUCAGUUAAACAAAGAGCUCCUUCUCUCUCCUUCUAGGGCCUAGAAUCUAGGCCGUCCCAUUGAAACUCAUCAAUUCCUCAGCUUGUUUUGAAGUGACCCAGCACACCACCCUGCUAACGUGUGACACAAUUUCUGCCCUUUCUCAAAGUUACCACAGCCUGAAACAUACAAGUGGAGUGUUUAAAUCAAAUCAGUCGCGAGUCAAAGGCUGACCAAAAAGGCAAUGAGAAGCUUAUGAUCCAACUUAGAGCGCAAUUCAACAGUUGCGAAGGCUGCAUAUACAUGGGCAGCUGUGGAAAUUGCUGCCCAGUUUCAGGAUGUUUAACUUCGCACACCUGCCCCAAUUAAUAAGCCGUGCAGAGGCCCACACUGUUCAGAUCCUAAAAUGGUGGGUAACAUAAAGGUCUGGACUUUGCUCUUCACUUUCCCCUCCUCUUCCAUUGUGAGGCAAUGGGUUUCUUUUCCCUGUGUUCAUCAACAGGGAGUUCUGUCUCUCCUGUCUCCAUUUCUUUCCCCACCCCAGUUGGUCCAGAAGGCAAAGCUUGUGCUCAGGUUAUGGCAAGAGCUAAUGGCUGCUCUUUCCAAUAUAUUAAAUAGAAGAAAAGUGCAAAUGCCUUGUAGCAGCAAGUUUACAACUGGCCUAAGGUUAAAGGCAUCUUGUUUUGCAUCAUCUCAUGUGAGUUUCAUAGGACAUCAAUUGCUAGCUUUUAGUUUUUGUUUUUUAAGGUCUACUGUAUAAACUACUGGGUGUGCUGUGAUUUGAGAACAUGAUGUUGGCCUAAAACCAGAAUUUUGACCAGUGUUGUAUCCCUUUGCUGCUACUUUUGAGUUUGUAGCAAGCCAGAAUGAUCCAGGUAAGAGGAGCCCCAUACAGCAGAAUAGAAUGUGAUACAUUUGAAAUGCUGAAGAUAAUCAGCAUGUCAUUAUCUUUAAGUCUUCCAAAGGCUGUUUUUAAACCAAAGAUGUGUUAUUUCCCCCUCACACCUUGCCCACUCCCCAUUUCACUAUUAAAAUACAUAUUUCAGGAAAUGUCAAGGCUUUAUCAGUUUCACCAAUUUGCAUUUCCCUAGACAUUAAAUCUAUAUUGAAGUCUUGAUGCUUUGCACAGUGCAAUUCACACAAUCCUCCAUCUGGGUCAGCUGUUUGUGGUAAAUGCUUAAAUUUGGUACUUCAUUCAAACAAAGUCUUCACAGUUCAUUGGUACUUCAUUCAAACAAAGUCUUCACAGUUCAUUGUGCCGUCUCAAAGCACUUAGGUUGGCAAAAUGCUCCAGUGUUCCUUUUUGUGUAUCACUCAGGACUUUUCCAGCACUAGCUCUGUAUAGGAAAUAAUGCUUUUCUUUCCCUGUCUUCCUAUAAAGCCAUGUUGCUGUUAAUGUGAUUUCUGUUCUCAGAGUUAAUUUGAUGGAAUGGAAACAGAAGUCUAGCAAAUGUAUCGGCUGCUGCCAGGAUGCAGUUUCACUGUCUUGUUUAAGAGACUCCGGAUUCUGGAUAUUUUAGAGGCUAGAAAAUGUGCACCCAGAAACCAUGGGGUUACCGUCCUGUUCUAAAUAAUUGUGUUUUGAGAUACUGUCAGGUGAGACUGAGAGAAACUGGAACAGAGCCUGUGAAUGAAUGGGUUGUGUUCUGAAAACUCAAAGAUCCUAAUUUUCUCCAAACCCGAUAGCCAGUUUCUGCUCUAACUUUAUGUCGCAAAUUUUUGAUAGUUUGCAUUGUGCACAGGCUUGUGUGUGUUGUGGACACACCCACAUGCAGCUCAAUCACCUUAUAAGUCAGCCAGUAGUACAUCUAAUUGUCUUCAUCCUUGGCCAAGAAAUCCAACAAGAGUUUCUAAUUUUAAUACUGCUGCAAGUUUGUGUGUGCUUAUCUUUCUUUGUGUGCCAGUCUGGUCUUGACUGCUACCAAGCGCUGCUGUAAUUUUACAAAAGUGCAAUAUUUACCUCGUGCAGUGUUGCAAGGAUGUCCUGCUCCUUUUGUGGCAAGAAAGUGUCACUUUUCUUUAUUUUUCUCUUUCCCUAACCCAAACAAAACCAACUUUUUCUUUCUCUUCCUUGGCAUAAAUCUACAAUAUUUUUUACAUGGGGGGACCUGAUUCUUCUACCUAAAAGGGUUUUCUUUUUGGGGGAAACCACUAUGAUGUAAAUAAUCUAAUAAAAACAUUACCACGGUGAGCGCCUCCAUUUGCGUCCUGAACACCUUGUUGUACUUGUUGCCUGUGGGUUUUGGUCAGCAGUGCUGACUUGUAUUUGUACAUAAAUUUGGCUUGAGCGUAAUGGAAUUUGAUUCCUGCUUACCGAGAUUCAAAUCACCCCACAAUCAACAGCUUUCGGGCUCGGAACCAAACAAACUUUUCUUAAAAUAUAUAUUAUCUCAUUUUGAGAAUGUGUGCAUUGAAAUGUGUUGGUAAUAAAGCUAUUAAUUCUCAAAGCUA